AUGCAAUUUUGGCUCGCCGCUCAGCUCAAACGCUCGUUUGGACUCGUGCAAUGUAACAUGCCGUUUUUUAAGUUUCCAGGUACAACAAGACCAAAGAGGACAGUGCGACUUUGGAGAGUAAACGAUCAGAAAAGUCUGAAGAAUGGUUCACGAGCUCGGAUUUACUGGCCCAUCAAGGAUCAAGGCUUGCAGGACACGGGGGUGAACGCGAGCAGAGCAUAUAACGUGAACUCGUGCUACAAAGGUGAAUGGAGGGACAAUAAGCGACAUGGAUUCGGCAUCCAGACAUACGGCGACGGUAGCACAUACGAGGGUCAGUGGUGUGAAGACCGGAGGCAUGGGGAGGGGAUAAUGUGGGAAAAACUUCCCACAUCCGACUUGUACCGGAGAGCCUAUUGCGGCCAGUGGCAGAGAGACAAACAGUGGGGCGAAGGAGAGGCACUUGAGGCGGACGGGGGAAGGUACGCUUACUUUGACCGUAAUGCAGCUUUUUCCACCACAUUAGCAAGUGGAGGCAAAGUACAGCCCUCAAGGCGGCGCGAAAAAACAUUUUGCAAGGAAGGGGACACCGAUGAUAGUGGUGCCACUGAGCAGAGUAAUGCGCUCCUGCGAGACAAAACUAUUCACUCUACGAGCUGCACUUUGUGUGCACAUGGAUGCAUACUAUUCAUACAGACAAAUUCAAACUUGCAAACACCUGUACGUGUCCCCCCCGUUGACCACGUUGAAGGCAGGAAACCAGGUCUGUGA
Neospora caninum is the source of this 750-nucleotide messenger RNA. RefSeq names its product GH22033, related. Bases 1 to 750 code for a protein of 249 amino acids. NCBI's taxonomy places the organism in Eukaryota, Apicomplexa, Conoidasida, Eucoccidiorida, Sarcocystidae. The record is from RefSeq and is a predicted model, not a curated record. The transcript is spliced from 6 exons.